Messenger RNA from Actinia tenebrosa (Australian red waratah sea anemone), 945 nucleotides. Its product is annotated as adenosine receptor A3-like. The record is from RefSeq and is a predicted model, not a curated record. Gene Ontology annotation, cellular component: membrane. Gene Ontology annotation, molecular function: G protein-coupled receptor activity. NCBI's taxonomy places the organism in Eukaryota, Metazoa, Cnidaria, Anthozoa, Actiniaria, Actiniidae. Gene Ontology annotation, biological process: G protein-coupled receptor signaling pathway.
AUGAAUCACAGUUGUUAUUCGUUCCGCUACAACGCCUUCCUUCAGUUGCCAUCGUUUCGGAUAACUCUAUCCACGUUAUAUGCAGUUACAUCACUAACAGCCGUAUAUCUGAACUCUUUAAUACUGUAUUCCAUCUGGAAGAAUCCAUCUCUACACAAGCCUUCAUAUCUUCUUCUUGCUAAUCUUGCAUUAUCGGAUCUUAUGUUUGGAGCGUUUGCAGAAACUUUAACGAUCCUCGCUCACUAUGCUUACAUUAAGGAGUGGAGCACAAAAUACUGUUAUAUAGCUGCGAUUGCUCAUGUUAUUGGACACUGGUUAGGUUCUGUGUCUUUGUACUGUUUGACUCUUAUUAGUGUUGAUCGAUUGUUGGCCAUUAGACUGAAAAACAGAUAUCGAUCGUUUGUGACAUCUCGACGUAUUUGGAUGGUGACUGUCCCUUACUGGGUGGGGAUACUUUUCCUGCUGUUGACUUUACUUCUAUCGAAUACAUUUUAUUACCAAAAAAGUAUCCUUUUACCAUCUCUUGUUUUCUUGUUUCUCACAACAAUAAUCGUCUGUUAUUCCAUGUCGUUUUACUCACUGAAGAAGCUCACGUCUUCUGUAUCCUCUUCCAGUCAGCAACCACAAAAUGAAAACGGUACCUUUGAUGUCUCGCAAUACCGAAGAUCUUUGAAUACCAUGUCACUUGUCAUGUCGACAUCUUUACUGUUAUAUUUGCCUAGUUUUUGCUCGGCUGUUACAUGUGCCCUCGAGAAUGCGAAAGAUUUUCAUUCAAUGGUAUCAUAUCAGGUGUUACUGAUAAGUGACCUGAUUGUAGCAAUAAACUCCACAAUGAAUCCUGUGCUGUACUUGUGGCGCAUGAAUGAUAUUCGCAAACGAGUUAAAACUACAGUCAAAAGAAUCUUAAGACGAGAACAUCGUGUUGGACAAGAGGCAAGUUCAUAG